Molecule: messenger RNA, 255 nt
Organism: Acanthoscelides obtectus
Lineage: Eukaryota; Metazoa; Arthropoda; Insecta; Coleoptera; Chrysomelidae
Source: the annotation of a GenBank genome assembly
GUUCAUUCUCAAUGUCAUUAUGUAAGAGAAAACGACAAAAUUGGCUUCUGCGAAUAGGAUCACCAUCUUCAAGUCCUUAUACGCCGAUACCAUGAAAAGGAUAUUUUCGUUCACGGUGCUUGUAGUGGGAUCAUCUUCAAACGCUUGGAGGAUUAGAUCUUCGGCUCCAGGAGGAUAUCGACCUGGAUUAAAAGCAGGUUCAUUACGUGUUACACUUCCAGUCUCGUAAAGACUCCGGUAAGUAUUGUAAAACAC